AUGAAGAGAUUUGAAGAGUUGCAAAAGGGCUGGACAAGUAUGACGGGGCAGGCGCCAAGUCUCCUGUUCCGGUUCACCGACACGGAGGUCGCCAAGAUGGAGGAGGUCCUCCGUGACCUCAACGCCAUGCCCAAGCAUCAUGUCAUCCAGGGCCUCACCGACAAUUUGAACGCCUCCCCGGACCGCUCCGGCGACGGCAAGGUCCCUGUCCAGUACAAUCAGGUGAGGAAUUGGUUCCAGAACCGGAUGUCCGUGCAGUCCAGGAAGAUGAUGGUCCCCCCAGUGGCCGAGGAACACCACCCAGUGGCCGGAUCUUACUCAGGGAAUAGUUCUUCGGAUGGUGGCCAUGUCCAGUUUGAGGCAAAGUCAGCAAGAAAUGGCGCAUGGUACGAUGUUGCUGCCUUUAUGUCCCACAGGUUCAUUGAAACGAGGGACCCGGAAGUACUAGUUCGAUUUACUUGGCUUGGACCCGAGGAGGAUGAAUGGGUUGAUGUUUGUAAAUGUGUGAGAGUGCGUUCUCUUCAAUGUGUUGAUGUGCUGCCUGGGGAUCUCAUUAUGUGUUUUAAGGAAGGUAAAGAGCAGGCCCGCUAUUUUGAUGCACAUGUUCUUCAAGUUCAAAGGCGCAGGCAUGACGUAAGGGGGUGCCGCUGCAGGUUUCUUGUUUGUUAUGAUCAUGAUCACUCUGAGGAUCAUUGGGGCAUCUACAAUGCAAGAGCGCUUAAUCGGGAGUUUGUUCCACUGAGCAAUGUAUGCCGUCGAUCAGUGCACCAAAAAGCCCAAAAGCCGCACGAGAUGAUGGAUGUCAACACUGACAAGGUGACCGGGGGCGGGGUUCCCAUUCCAUCAGAUCAAGGAGGUCCGUCUGACAAGCCGGUUGCUCCCUUACUUGACUCGCCUACUAGCACUGGCAGCAAUUCAGUGGCAGAUGUUGAGGCGGGGGGUAUGGAGGCUACCCCAAAUGGUGAUGGUGCAGAUGAAGCACAUGGCGACAAGAUUGAUGUGGGAGCGUAG
This is a messenger RNA of Triticum turgidum subsp. durum (durum wheat), 1011 nucleotides long. The record is from the annotation of a GenBank genome assembly. Lineage: Eukaryota; Viridiplantae; Streptophyta; Magnoliopsida; Poales; Poaceae.